This is a messenger RNA of Staurois parvus, 344 nucleotides long. The record is from the annotation of a GenBank genome assembly. Lineage: Eukaryota; Metazoa; Chordata; Amphibia; Anura; Ranidae.
CCGCAGUCUCUGGUCAUCCCCUGCACUGUGUCCGCAGUCUCUGGUCAUCUCCUGCACUGUGUCCGCAGUCUCUGGUCAUCUCCUGGACUUACGUCCGCAGUCUCUGGUCAUCUCCUGGAGUACGUCCGUAGUCUCUGGUCAUCUCCUGUACUGUCUGCAGUACAUUGGUUCAGAAUAUUUUUUCCUCCUCUAAAACCUAGGUGCGUCCUUAUGGUCAGGUGCAUCUUAUGGAGCGAAAAAUAUGGGUAUAUUUAAUACAAAUAUUCAUAAAACUUAACAGCAUAACAACUUUAAUAUGAAGAUGGCAUACAUCAAAUGAUAUAGUGCUAACUUUAGCUGUGCGC